AUGGGUUCAAUAACAAGACUGGAAGAACUGGAUGAGGAAAACAUACGCACCGAGUACCAGGAAAAAUUAUACAAAAUACGGAAGGAGCAAGUGGAGUACUACACACGAGGGUUGAAAUCAAUUCUUGAAUCGAUUGACGAGACACUUUUGGGAAGUUGCCCCGAGACAAAUUCAAGUAGCGAAAAAACUCUUAGCACACCGUCCCUCCCGCAAGAACAUUUUCGCCCCAUUUCCCACAAAACUCCUUAUAAAUUUCACAACUUUGCAAAACUGCACAACCAUAAAAACAUCACAACUAUAACAUUACGAGCAUCCCAUCCAUUGGGUUUCAUAUCAAAUGCCAACAAACUAUCUUCGGAAAGAUUCACAGAAAUGAACAAUAACAACAUUAAUGGUACCAUGUCCGCCGCCGGAAAACCCUACGACAUAGUAAUCCUCGGCGCCUCCGGCUUCGCCGGAAAAUACGUAACUCGUGAAGCUCUCAAAUUCCUCUCCGACCCUAACUCGCCGCUCAAAACCGUCGCUCUCGCCGGGAGAAGUCCGGCGAGGCUCUCCGAAACCCUAGCCUGGGCAAUUAGCGACUUCGCCGGCGAAAAACCUCCUCCAAACGUAUACACCGUCUCCGCCGACACCGGCGAUUCUGUUUCACUCUCGAUCCUCGCCGCGCAGGCGAAGAUCAUGAUUAAUUGCGUCGGACCGUACCAGCACCUCGGCGAGGCGGUGGUCGCCGCCUGCGUCAGCCAAGGCUGCGAUUAUUUAGACAUCUCCGGCGAGCCGGAGUUCAUGGAGAGAAUCGAGAUGCUGUACCACCGGAAAGCUGUUGAGAACGGCUCCUUAGUCGUUUCCUCCUGCGGAACCGAUUCGAUACCGGCGGAGAUCGGCCUGCUGUUCCAUCUCCGCCACUGGAAGUCGCCGGCGACGCCGAAUCGUGUCGUUACGUAUUUGCAGUCUGAUCGGAAAGUCGCCGUGAAUUACAGUACGUACGAAUCGGCUGUUUACGGUUACGCCAAUGCAGAGAAAUUGAUGAAGAUUAGAAAGUCCAGGUCCUCAAGACCCCGUCCACGUAUCCCGGGACCCCCACCGUCGCAGUACUCCGAACCCGUCGUACAACGGCAGAAGCUUCUAGACCUAUGGUCGGUGCAUCUCCCCGUCGCCGACGCCUCCGUCGUGCGCAGAACCCUAACCACGCUUACAGAAAGCCCCGACGGUCUCGCCGGAAAAAAUGAAUCCGGUGACUACGCUGCCAACCGGCGAUCCUUCUGGUCUUCUAUUAAACCGGUCUAUUUCUCCACCAAAGUCGCCACAAAAUCAAUUCUCGGAUUGCUUCCAUUUCUCUCCCUCGGAUUCUUCUUCGACAAGCUCAGCAAAUCUCCUCUCGGCCGGCGCCUACUUCUCAAUUACCCUAGCCUAUUCAGCCUUGGAAUGUUCUCGAAGCAGCGACCGACGAAGGAGGAGGUGGAGAGAGGAAAUUUCACGAUGUGGUUCGUCGGGGAAGGCUACAGCGACGGCGGAGCCGCCGUUAAAAAGGCCGAUACGGCGGUGAUCACGAGGCUAAGGGGGCCGGACAUGGGAUACAUCACGUGUUCUAGGGUUUUGAUUCAGUGUGCGCUGGUGAUGCUUUCGGAGAGGGGGAACUUACCUGCGGGCGGCGUUUAUACGCCGGGGAUCGUUUUUGGGCCGUCGGAUCUUCAGGAGAGGCUGCAGAAGAAUGGAUUGGAUUUUGAACACGUGUCCACCUCGACCUCCAGCCUGUCCGACGCUGUGGGGUCCACUACGUCACCAUGCUUAAUUUUGGGGCAAUAA
This is a messenger RNA of Andrographis paniculata, 1803 nucleotides long. Its product is annotated as probable mitochondrial saccharopine dehydrogenase-like oxidoreductase At5g39410. Gene Ontology annotation, biological process: glycolipid biosynthetic process. The transcript has 5 exons. Gene Ontology annotation, cellular component: plasma membrane; lipid droplet; mitochondrion. The record is from RefSeq and is a predicted model, not a curated record. NCBI's taxonomy places the organism in Eukaryota, Viridiplantae, Streptophyta, Magnoliopsida, Lamiales, Acanthaceae. Bases 1 to 1803 code for a protein of 600 amino acids.